AUGAGUUCACCGGCCAACCCUCCUGGUCCUCUUACUCCUCCCGCAGAACCAUCUUCACAAGCCGCCCAACCGCCUCAACCCUCUCAAACGACGACACAACCGCAAGUGGAGGCGCUUCUCUCCCAGCCACUGACCUCAUUAUCCGACGAUGGAAGCGCAAGGAGGCCCCGAGAUCAUCGGCUUAUACACCUGUUACUUGCCUCUCACGGUAUAACAGCUUACCAGCAAAGAGUUCCUCUACAGUUGAUGGAUUUCGCCUAUCGAUACACGAGUUCAGUCCUGAGUGACGCACUGCAUAUCCAAAACGAGGCCUAUGACCAAGCAGAAGGAGGAGACCAGAAGAAAGGAAGGGGUUCCAAACAAAAUCAAGCCAAAGCGGAAGAAGGCGAUGUCAGUCUGGCGGCGCUACGUAUGUCCAUAGGCUCGAGGGUGGGACACCAGUUUCAGGCCAGCCUACCAAAAGAAUUCCUGAAGAGUUUAGCCGACGAGAGAAACAGAAUAUCCCUCAAUUCCCAGGCAAGGGAUGGCGAGAAGAGCGGACCGAUGAUAGGAGGCAUCCGACUCCCUCAUGAGAAGUUCUGUCUCACGGGGAUGGGAUGGGGUUUAAAGGAUGAAUGGGACAGUGAAGGGGAAGAGAGCGUUGAAGAAGAGCCAGAAGCCCGUCCAGAGCCAGAAAAUCUUAUGCAGAUGGACGAGAAAGAAGGCGAUGAGGAUGACGAAGGCAUGGGCACGAUGGAAGACGUUUUUGGCCCAGACGAUGCAGGCGGCGCUGGCGCUGGCGACAAGGACGGAGAUGCGGAAAUGCAGGGUUGA
Exophiala dermatitidis NIH/UT8656 is the source of this 813-nucleotide messenger RNA. RefSeq names its product transcription initiation factor TFIID subunit D7. Gene Ontology annotation, cellular component: SAGA complex; transcription factor TFIID complex. Bases 1 to 813 code for a protein of 270 amino acids. Gene Ontology annotation, biological process: RNA polymerase II preinitiation complex assembly; DNA-templated transcription initiation. The record is from RefSeq and is a predicted model, not a curated record. Gene Ontology annotation, molecular function: RNA polymerase II general transcription initiation factor activity; transcription coactivator activity; protein heterodimerization activity. The transcript has a single exon. NCBI's taxonomy places the organism in Eukaryota, Fungi, Ascomycota, Eurotiomycetes, Chaetothyriales, Herpotrichiellaceae.